CUGUGUUUGAGAGGGGGGUGCAAGAUGGCGGCGGGCGAGGCGGCGGGUCGUUACAGGAGCACCAUGAGCAAGAGCAAGGACCCCUCGGGGCUCCUCAUCUCUGUGAUCAGGACUUUAUCUACCAGUGAUGAUGUUGAGGACCGAGAGACUGAGAAAGGUCGCCUGGAAGAAGCUUAUGAGAAGUGUGACAGGGAUUUGGAUGAGCUGAUUGUCCAGCACUACACCGAGCUCACCACCGCCAUCCGCACCUACCAGAGCAUCACCGAGCGCAUCACCAACUCGCGCAAUAAGAUCAAACAGGUGAAGGAGAAUCUGCUCUCGUGCAAGAUGCUGCUGCACUGCAAGCGGGACGAGCUGCGCAAGCUCUGGAUUGAAGGGAUCGAGCACAAACAUGUCCUGAAUUUGCUGGAUGAGAUAGAGAACAUCAAGCAAGUGCCUCAGAAGCUGGAGCAGUGCAUGGCCAGCAAGCGCUACCUCAACGCGACAGACAUGCUGGUGUCAGCGGUGGACUCCUUGGAGGGUCCCCUUCUUCAGGUGGAGGGACUGAGUGACCUGAGACUGGAGCUCCACAGUAAGAAGAUGAACAUGCACUUGGUCCUGAUAGAUGAACUCCACCGUCAUCUUUACAUCAAAUCUACUAACAGAGUGGGACAACGCAACAAGGAGAAGGGGAGAAUAAGUUCACUUGUGAAAGAUGCCUCUUCUGUACCUCUCAUGGACGUUACGAACUUGUCUACACCCCGAAAGUUCCUUGAAACUUCCCAGUUCAGUACUCCAGGGAGCUCCAGCAUGCGAGAAACAAGCCUUCUGGAAAUGAAAGAUGAUACGGAACUGGAUCCAGAGGAGAACAGCGCUGUCUUCAUGGGCAUCCUCAUCAAAGGGCUGGCCAAGCUGAAGAAGAUCCCUGAGACGGUGAAAGCCAUCCAGGAUCGCUUAGAACAAGAGCUCAAGCAGAUCGUGAAGCGAUCUACGACCCAGGUGGCAGACAAUGGUUACCAGAGAGGGGAGAACCUGUCUCAGGAAAAUCAGCCCAGGUUACUGCUGGAACUGCUCGAGCUUCUCUUUGACAAGUUCAACGCUGUGGCUGCUGCGCAUUCAGUUGUCCUUGGACACCUUCAGCAAAUGGUGGCCUCUCCUUGCAGCCAGUACGACGGUGAUAUUAAGCUCUAUGACAUGGUUGAUGUAUGGGUGAAGAUCCAAGACGUCUUGCAGAUGCUGCUGACGGAGUACCUGGAUAUGAAGAACACCCGCACCGCCUCAGAGCCGUCCGCCCAGCUGAGCUACGCCAGCUCCGGCAGAGAAUUCGCCGCCUUCUUCGCAAAGAAGAAACCACAAAGACCCAAAAACCCUUUGUUCAAGUUUGAGUCCUCCUCCCAUGCUAUUAGCAUGAGUGCCUAUUUGCGUGAGCAGAGAAGGGAACUGUACAGCAGAAGCGGAGAACUUCAAGGUGAGGAAACAGAUAACGCGCCGGUUUGG
Calidris pugnax (ruff) is the source of this 1476-nucleotide messenger RNA. Its product is annotated as exocyst complex component 4-like. Gene Ontology annotation, biological process: chemical synaptic transmission; exocytosis; Golgi to plasma membrane transport. Lineage: Eukaryota; Metazoa; Chordata; Aves; Charadriiformes; Scolopacidae. The record is from RefSeq and is a predicted model, not a curated record. Gene Ontology annotation, cellular component: synapse; growth cone membrane; exocyst. The annotation marks the transcript as partial. The transcript is spliced from 9 exons.